Messenger RNA from Spodoptera litura, 1076 nucleotides. Lineage: Eukaryota; Metazoa; Arthropoda; Insecta; Lepidoptera; Noctuidae. The record is from RefSeq and is a predicted model, not a curated record.
AUGAAAGCAUGGAAGCAACGAUUAUUGAGGUACCCGGACAUUGUAUUAUCAUGCCAUGAAUCGAGAAAAGGUGAUAAUCUGGGAUUACUUGACCUAAGUAUGGUCCAAGAAAACUCCAUAUUUUUCCUCGAAACGUCUUGCUUGGGCGAUUUGUCAUCGCGCCUCGCGUGCUCUGUGGAGUCCGCUGCAAGAGCUAAUAGGAACCGGAAAAUAUACGUGCUAUUCUCGUCACCUGUCUCAGCUGGCGCACUGAACCCGAGAGCCAUACUGAAUACUCUACAAGAAUCCUACAGCAACUUGAAGUUUGCGCGGAUCUUAAUUAAAGAUUUCGCAAAAAAUACGUCUUUACACAGUUUUAUUAACAAGUUGGACAAAAGAGAUUUGGACCAACGUGUUUCGCGGAUCCUAAAAUUCUUGGUAUUGUACAAGUUUGGUGGCAUGUACUUGAGUUUUGACGUCAUAGUGGCGAAAAAAUUUGACCUAUGCGACAGUUGGUUUGUUAAGGACACCCCGUACACUUAUUCGGCAGACAUGUUUGCCUUUUCAAAAAGUGAAGCUGGCAAGAAACUAGCUGAAGCUGCUGUAAAUACCCAAUGGGUUUUUUCCAGGUUACUAGAAGACCCACUCAUGUCGACACCAGAAAAUUGGAGCUAUGAUACUACGUCCAUCAUUUCACAUUUAGUAGCCUUAAAUACAUUCGGAAUUAAUGCUACCUUGUGCAAAGAAUUAGGUUUCCAGGUAUACGAACCGGAUAAAUUCUACCCAUUGAAUUUUUACCAGAGAGCGGCGUACUUCUCACUCGGGGAACAAAAUAUAGCGAAGAAAAAGAACGUCUAUACUUACCACACUUUUUAUAGAUUCACUAAACACAUUAUAGUGUCACCGCUGUCAUUUUACGGGAAAAUAGCGCGCAACUAUUGUCCAAUCACGUUUAGGCAUUACAGGGAAAAUUUUGGUGUAUAGAAUAUUCGACAAAUACUGAAGAGACUGUAAUUUUUUUUUAUUUACGGUUCAUUGUGUUUCACUGGCUUCUAUUAGCGGCUUUGCCCACGUAGCUGUAGGUUCAAAAGUAGGCA